Prionailurus viverrinus (fishing cat) is the source of this 4283-nucleotide messenger RNA. RefSeq names its product solute carrier family 24 member 1 (gene SLC24A1). The transcript has 9 exons. The coding region runs from base 1 to 3348 and encodes 1115 amino acids. Gene Ontology annotation, molecular function: calcium, potassium:sodium antiporter activity; calcium channel activity. Gene Ontology annotation, biological process: long-term synaptic depression; visual perception; calcium ion transmembrane transport. The record is from RefSeq and is a predicted model, not a curated record. Lineage: Eukaryota; Metazoa; Chordata; Mammalia; Carnivora; Felidae. Gene Ontology annotation, cellular component: membrane.
AUGGGGAAAUUGAUCAGAAUGGGGGCACGGGAGAGGCGGUUACUCCGGCCAAAGCGGCUUCAUUGGAGUCGCCUCCUCUUCCUGUUGGGAAUGUUGGUCAUCGGUUCCACCUACCAGCACCUGAGGAGCCCCUGGGGCCUCCCCUCAUUGUGGGCAGCAGUCUCCUCCCAACAUUCUGUAAAACUGGCCAGCCGUGACCUCCCUGACAAUGAGAUGAUGAUGGUGAGCAGUGACCCUCCAAGAGCUAGCUCUGAAAUGGAGGUGCCCCAAGCCACGGUGGGCAGGGUUCGUGAAGCAACACCUGGGAUAACAAUGAAGAAUACACACGAUCCACCCAGAAGAACAGCCGAUAUCACUCCAACAAUACCCAAGAUUAAGUACACAGCAGGAGACAUAGAAAGAGUGAAGGGAGACAGCACAACCAUACCCAGUGGAGUACUGAGUCACUACACCCCAACUUCAAACAGACCAACAGUGAAGAAUUACACCCCAACACCACCACCCAGGGGAGAAAUGCAGAGCUACAAUCCAAUUCAAGCCAAGGGAAAGGUGAAGAGAUACACCCCAUCUCCACUUGGUAGACUAGUAGGCAAUUAUGCCCCAUCCACACUCAUGACAAUGACAAGGAGACAUGGGGUCACCCCCAGAACAACAGUGAAAGACAGUGAAAUUAUGACAACCACCAAAAUAUUGGAGACUAACCCCUCUAAGAGAAUGGUGGAGGAAACCACCCCAGCUACUUUCAAGGGAAUAAUUAACACCCCAACUUUCCAGAUAAGUGGUAUAGAAACAAACAUCUUGACUUCUCCAAGAAGUAUAACAGAAAAGAACACUGUGAAUACCCCCAGAACAGUGGACAGUAAGAGCCCAAUCAAGCCACGGGGGUUAGUGGGAAAGAACAGGCUGACAACUUCUCUGGGAACGGUCCUUGAGCGCAUCACAGCCAUCUCUGAGGGGCAAGUGAUGAUAAGCACCAUGACAGGCAGUAGCCCAAAGGAAAUCAAAGCCUCUACUGCUACCUGGAGUGUUAGUGAUCCUUUGUCUAGGACCAGUGCAUUGACCAUGGGAAUAUCCUCAGCCACCUACAGGGGGCUGGCAAAGAAACCUUCCAUAGCACCCGGGACCUCAUCAACCUCCAAGGUCAGGGUGAAUCCAAAGAUCCAUGUGCAUCACUGUGUUUUUGUGGAGCCAGCCCCGGCUGUGCCCCCUGCUUCCUCCCCCAACCUGACAACAGCUGCGAUCCCAGAGGCACCCAGUUCCAGUCCCUCAGAGCUGCCCCCUGGCUGGCCAGACCUUCACUCCAAGGCAGAGUACCCCCCAGACUUGUUCAGCAUAGAGGAGCGGCGACAGGGCUGGGUGGUGCUGCACAUCUUUGGCAUGAUGUAUGUGUUUGUGGCCUUGGCCAUCGUGUGUGAUGAGUACUUCGUCCCAGCCCUGGGUGUCAUCACGGAUAAGCUACAGAUCUCUGAUGAUGUGGCAGGUGCCACCUUCAUGGCUGCUGGAGGCUCUGCCCCCGAGCUCUUCACCUCCCUCAUUGGCGUCUUCAUCUCCCACAGCAAUGUGGGCAUUGGUACCAUCGUGGGCUCUGCUGUGUUCAACAUCCUCUUUGUCAUCGGCACCUGUGCCCUCUUCUCCCGGGAGAUCCUCAAUCUCACGUGGUGGCCCUUGUUCCGUGACGUCUCCUUUUAUAUCCUUGACCUGAUGAUGCUCAUUCUCUUCUUCCUGGACAGCCUCAUUGCCUGGUGGGAAAGCCUGCUGCUGCUGCUGGCCUAUGCCUUCUAUGUGUUCACCAUGAAGUGGAAUAAACAACUAGAGAUAUGGGUGAAGGAGCAGCUCAGCAGGAGGCCAGUGGCCAAGGUCAUGGCCUUGGGGGACCUCAGCAAGCCAGGCAAUGGGGCAGUUGCGGUGGAUGAGCUGCAGGAAAACAAGAAGCUAAAGCUCCCAGCAAUGCUGACCCGAGGGAGCAGCUCGACCUCUCUGCACAACAGCACCAUCCGCAGCACCAUCUACCGGCUCAUGCUUCACAGCCUGGACCCUCUGGGAGAAGCCCAUCCCUCCAAGGAUAAGGAGGAGGAGAGCUUGAAUCAGGAGACCAAAGCCAAGCCUCAUGCUAAUGCAGAGAACAAACCAGAGGAGGAGUCAGCCAAGCUUCCUGCGGUCACGGUCACACCAGCCCCUGCUCCAGAUGUUGAGGGAGAUCAGGAGGAAGAUCCUGGCAGUCAGGGAGGAGAUGUGGCUGGAGCUGAGAGCACAGGUGAAAUAGUAGCUGAAGAGGGUGAAGCUCCUGGUGAAGGCAAAAAUGGAGAGCAAGGUGGAGGUGAGACUCAACUGGAAGGUGAAGGUGAAAUUGAAGCAGAAGGAGAAGAAGGUGAACAUGGCAGUGAACUCCAAGCAGAAGAUGAGGACAUGAAAGCUGAUGAAGGUGGAGGUGAAGGUGAACUCCAAGCAGAAGAGGGUGAAAUGAAAGCUGAUGAAGGUGGAGGUGAAGGUGAACUCCAAGCAGAAGAGGGUGAAAUGAAAGCUGAUGAAGGUGAAAAUGAAGAGCAGGAAUUCAAUGCUGAGAGUCAAGGUGAAGCCAAAAGUGACGAGAAAGGUACAGAUGGUGAAGGGGGAGGUGAUGGAGGUGACAGUAAAGAUGAAGAGGAGGACGAAGAGGAAGAGGAGGACGAUGAGGAAGACGAGGACGAUGAGGAAGACGAGGACGAUGAGGAAGAAGAGGAGGCAAAUGAGGAGCCUUUGUCCCUGGAGUGGCCUGACACCAGGCAGAAGCAAGCCAUUUACCUCUUCCUCCUGCCCAUUGUGUUCCCACUGUGGUUGACGGUGCCUGAUGUCCGGAGGCUGGAGUCUAGGAAGUUUUUUGUUAUCACCUUCCUGGGAUCCAUCGUGUGGAUAGCCAUUUUCUCAUACCUCAUGGUCUGGUGGGCUCAUCAGGUUGGUGAAACAAUAGGGAUUUCAGAAGAGAUCAUGGGUUUGACGAUCCUAGCAGCAGGCACGUCCAUUCCUGACCUCAUCACCAGUGUGAUUGUCGCUCGGAAAGGCCUGGGAGACAUGGCUGUGUCCAGCUCUGUGGGCAGUAACAUAUUUGAUAUCACCGUGGGCCUGCCUGUCCCUUGGUUGCUGUUCUCUCUUAUCAAUGGAUUACAGCCUGUUCCAGUCAGCAGCAACGGCUUGUUUUGUGCAAUUGUUUUGCUUUUUCUCAUGCUCCUGUUUGUGAUCUCUUCAAUUGCAUCAUGCAAAUGGAGAAUGAACAAGAUCCUGGGCUUCACAAUGUUCCUCCUUUACUUUGUAUUCCUGAUAAUCAGUGUGAUGUUAGAAGAUCGAAUCAUUUCCUGUCCUGUAUCUGUCUGAGGCAGAGUCACUGUUGCUCACAAUGGACGUGGAUCAGAAAACCACGCCAGAAGCUACCAUACUUCUUGUUACAUUAACAAAAGAAUGAACAUGGUCCAUGAGAGAGACCAGAGUGGCAAAGAGCCACUGAUGGGAAUGUGAUCGGGGACUGAAUGUUAGCCUUGGAAACACCCGCAGCUCGUUGUGGAUUGUCUCACCUCUGGAGGGAUGGCGUUUUUACCCCUGCCUGAUGUUGGCAGCUAUCACGUGGAGGCCAGUAGAAGGACCUCUGGAGCCAGAGGGUUUUCGGAAUGAGGGAUCAUUUGGGGGUGAGGGCUGGGACAGGCACAGUAGCAGGACAAGCCCCUAUCCUCACAGUUCCCUGAUGGUUCCUGAAAGGCUGCUGAUCCAAAGACACAGAUGUGGUCUACACCCCACCCUUUGGCCCCUGUCCCAAGCACACACUGCAACUUGCCAUCCUCUCUUUUUCUGUUUAAAACAUGAGGUUCUACCAGGUUUGUAAACGUUACACGUCCAGUUAUUGGUGGGUUUAAGGAGCUAAGACUCGGAAAAAAAAAAAAAAGUAUAACAGGAAUCAAUGAUCAUUACACACUGUAGCCCAGUAAAAUGUGUACUGAUAUUUGAUAGCUUAAAAAGACUCCCUUAGCUCUUCUUUUGCAUUUCUGAAACAUGAAAUUAAAAUAAGUAGCCCCCCAAAUGAAAAUGUAUAAUUUGCCGUUGUACCAGAAGGGGGGUGGGAUAUUAGGGAGGGCUAUUUAAAAAUAUGUACUUACUAGAAAAUCCAAAUUAGUGUUGUCUCCAUCAAGUGGUCACCUUGGGGGAUUAGACAGUCAUACAAAGUUGUCCUGACUUUGCUCCUCCAGCAUAUUCUCACCUAACAGUGACAAAUGCUACUAGUGAGUCAGAAGGGGAGUGAUUUUAUUUUAUUUUAUUUU